Rhopalosiphum padi (bird cherry-oat aphid) is the source of this 576-nucleotide messenger RNA. It is a transcript of the gene RpLP1, whose product is annotated as large ribosomal subunit protein P1. The transcript is spliced from 4 exons. Gene Ontology annotation, biological process: translational elongation; cytoplasmic translation. Gene Ontology annotation, molecular function: protein kinase activator activity; structural constituent of ribosome; ribonucleoprotein complex binding. Bases 122 to 457 code for a protein of 111 amino acids. Gene Ontology annotation, cellular component: ribosome; cytosolic large ribosomal subunit. The record is from RefSeq and is a predicted model, not a curated record. Lineage: Eukaryota; Metazoa; Arthropoda; Insecta; Hemiptera; Aphididae.
AGCACAACUACGGUACCUCUCUUCUUUCGCGUCAAUUGCUUGUUCUCAGCAGAGCUAAGGCCGACGGCGACUUGCGAUUUCUCAGGUUUAACGAAUUUUCAUCCGUUCCAAUCCACCAACGAUGGCCAUCUCAAAACCCGAAUUAGCCUGCGUCUACGCCUCACUAAUCUUGGCUGACGAUGACAUCGAUAUUACGGGAGAAAAAAUCCAAACAAUCCUUAAAGCUGCCAAUGUUGAAGUUGAACCAUAUUGGCCUGGUUUGUUUGCCAAGGCUUUAGAAAAUGCCAAUGUUAAGGAUUUAAUCACAAACAUUGGAUCAGCAGUAGGAGCUGUACCAGCUGCAGGCGCCGCAGCUGCUGCCCCAGCAUCUGAAGCCAAGGAAGAAAAGAAAGAAGAGAAGAAGGAAGAAGAGAGCGAAGAGGAGGACGAUGAUAUGGGCUUUGGUCUAUUUGAAUAAAAAUCUACUUCAUCGACUGACUGUUUCCUCAUUCAAAAAUAACAACAUUGACUUUAUUUGUUUUAUUUUGUAACUUACACAAUUAUGCAGAUUAAAUUAUAUGUUGUUAUAUUUUAUUA